This is a messenger RNA of Corythoichthys intestinalis (scribbled pipefish), 7771 nucleotides long. RefSeq names its product HEAT repeat containing 5a (gene heatr5a). Bases 297 to 6392 code for a protein of 2031 amino acids. Gene Ontology annotation, cellular component: endocytic vesicle; membrane; Golgi apparatus. Gene Ontology annotation, biological process: intracellular protein localization; endocytosis; retrograde transport, endosome to Golgi. The record is from RefSeq and is a predicted model, not a curated record. The transcript is spliced from 41 exons. NCBI's taxonomy places the organism in Eukaryota, Metazoa, Chordata, Actinopteri, Syngnathiformes, Syngnathidae.
UAAAAAAAAGUCACCUUUACCCCAUGAGUAACCACUCACCCACCACCCGUUUGAGUUCAUUACCGUCACCUGUGCACCCCACAGUCAGUGAUAAUCCAACUGCUACCAUGGGCAAGACAAGAGCUUUUGAAAGAAACCAGAGAAACAAAAUGUUGAACUCCACAAAGCUGGGAAAGGCUAUGGGACAAUUGGAAAGCUGAUUGGGCUCCAUGCAAGAUCUACCUCGACGUAGGGUCUCAAUGAUCCUAAGAAUGGAUGCUCGAUAGGUUGCCGGCUGCGGCUUUCUGAGAAGGAAGAUGACGAGCGUUCAGAGUCUCCUGCUGGAUGAGGAAGCGUGCAGUCAACUGAGUGAACCUCAGCGAGCCGAAUUCAUCUUUGAAUGGCUCAGCCGCCUGAAGAAGCUCCUCCCGUCCAGUGACAGGGCCACCGUCAAACAGAAUCAGCACCGCUUAGUGGAUCAGCUGUCGUGCGUUUUGGUGGGAUCGCCCGGCCCGCCUGCCCGCGGGUUGUUAGCCGACUGCCUGGCGCUGCUUUUUCGGCUGGGAGAUUCUGUACCCUCUAGCUUACUGGUGGAAAAGUGCAAUGACUUAAUUCGCGUCAGGGACGACUCGCCAUCCGGUCUCCCCAACAGAUUGGCGGCCGUGGCAUGUCUUGGGGCCAUGUUUGAGCAUUUGGGCCGGAUGCUGAGCGGUCUCUUCAAGGACACGCUGGCCAACCUGCUGAAGGCCCUGAAGCAUGCUGAGUCCCAAGGUCGCUACGAGAUCAUGAUGUCGCUGGAGAGGAUGCUGCGAGGUCUUGGUGCGGGUGCAGCAUCGGGUCAUCGCGACGUUUACAAAGCGGCCAGGACCUGCCUGACAGACCGCUCCAUGGCGGUUAGAUGUGCCGCAGCUAAGUGCCUGCUAGAGCUACAACGCGAGGCGGCGUUCCUUUGGACCAGCGAGCUGGAAAACGCGGCCACGCUGUGCUUCCGGGCUUUCGAGGGUUCUGACCAUGACGCCCGCGUCUUGGUCGCCAAGCUGCUAGGAAGCCUUCUGGCAUCCGCGCUGGAUCCUGGAGAUCACGGCAGUUCCCCCAGACAUAGUGGGCGAGGCCGCGGCGCCUUGGAGGAGGUCAUGGACCUGUUGUCUUUGGGCUUCGUGAGGGGUGGCGCGGGCUUCCUGCGGGCCAGUGGCGACAUGUUGAAGGGGACCAGCUCUGUGAGCAAGGAGGUCCGCAUCGGCGUCACCCAGGCUUGCGUGGUCUUUGUGUCGCUGAUGGGGGGCGCCUGGCUAGAGGCCAACUUGGCGUCAUUCCUGUCACCGCUGAUGGCGCUUGUGUCCAACUUCGGCACGGGUGAUGCUGCCGCGGCCACCUGCCGCUGCGUCUCUUUCAUCCUGAGGAGUACAGUGGGGUCCCUCCUAGGCGAGAAGGCACAGGGCAACGCUGCCAGGCAACUGUGCGCCACCGUGGCACAGCACAAGCACACUUUUGAUCUCUCCGCGGCUGACGGGAACACGGAUGGGAAGGCCGGCACCUCUAGUCAACACGUGUUGGUCUGCUGCCUCCUGGAGUUGGGAGCGCUGAUUCAAGACUUGGGCUCCAUGGCCGCCCCGCUUUUGACUGACAGUAGUACAGGCCUCCUGGACUCCGUGAUCUCAGUCCUCCUCCACCCGAUGCCUCGAGCCCGGCUGGCUGCCGCCUGGUGCCUGCGUUGCGUGGCAGUGGGCGUGCCGUCGCAGUGCUGCCCGCUGCUGGACCGGUGCGCAGAGCGUCUGACAACGCUCAGGUCUUGCCCCGAAGCUGUUGCGGGCUACGGCGCCGGACUGGCCGCCCUCGUCGCAGCGGUGCAGUGCCGCACCCUCGGAAUACCGUGCGACAAGAGCAAGGCGGUGCUGGAUCUGUCCGAGGACUUGCUGCGGUCGGCUUCGCAGAACGCACGCAUCGCGCUGCAGAGGAUGCACAUCGGCUGGCUGCUUAUCUCCUCCCUAUGCACUCUGGGUCCAGCGGUUGUAGAUCAGCACCUCCCUCGCCUCCUCCUCCUGUGGCGCUGUGUGUUUCCUGCCUCCCUCAGGGAACAGGAGAUGGAGCUGAGGCGAGGGGACUACUUUACGUGGAAGGUGACGCUGGAGGGACGUGCCGGGGCGCUCUGUGCAAUGAAGAAGCUGCUGAUCCACUGCAAGGAUCUGGUGACCGAUGACAUCAUCGGUCACCUACUCACGCCCGUUACUUGUGCCGUGGCCCUCCUCCCGAAACUUCCUGCUCUGGUGGGCUCGUACGGUUCUCGCGUGGCGGCAUGGGCGCCACUUUACCGACUGCGGGCAUACGAGCUGCUUGCCGCGCUGCCGCCACACGUCUACAGAGAGAGUUUUGGUUUGGUGAUGAACCAGCUGGUAUCGGACCUGCUGGCCCCGGAGAACCUCAACCGUCCGUGCUCGGAGCCCGACUUCCUGCCGUCCCUCUGUCACCAUGAUGACCUCCCGCUGCUCGGCCCGGCCUACCAUGAAAGCGGUUACGUUGAGGAUCAGGUGUACUCCGUGGCGGGAUCUUUAGACAACGACCCAUUCGCUCUGUGUGUCGGAAGUGACGAAGCUCCUGCCCCUCUUCCUUCCACUGCUGCCUUGCCCGCUGCCGCCACUUACCUUUUCGGCCUCCUCUUCCCACACAUCAUCUCCGCUCAGAGGGUGAAGAUUCUGGAACAGUUCGUCCAGACGCUGAAGCAGCUGAAGAGUCAAAGACACCAGACGGUCCAGACCCAUGUUUGUGCUGCCCUCUGUAGUUUGCUCAUGGACCCGAACACCUGCCGAGGUUGUCUCGGCCUGGAGGAAGCCCGUCUCCCGGCGGCGUCUCUCCUAUUAGGGGCGCUGGACGCCAACAGCGCCGCCUUGCGGUGUGCGGCGGCCGAGGGACUGGCGCGCCUCGUGCAGGUCGUUGGAGACACUGGCUUCACCGUCUCCACUGCGCUUCUCUGUUUUGAGAGGCUAAAGAGUGCCCGAGACGCGGCUUCUCGCAGCGGCUGUGCUCUGGCUCUCGGCACGCUGCACCGCUAUGUGGGCGGUGUCAGCUCUCCUCAGCAUUUGUCCACGUGUCUGGGUGUCAUCUUCACGCUGAGUCAGGACACCACAUCGCCAGAGGUUCAGACGUGGUCUCUACACAGUCUUUCCCUGUUGAUGGAACAAUCGUGCAGUCUCUACCGAGCCCAUGCAGGACCAUCUUUCAACCUUGUGCUGCGCCUCUUGCUCUCUGCGUCGCCCACCCACCCCGAAGUGCAUCGUAGCCUGGGACGAUGCCUGCACGGCCUCAUCGCUUGCCUGGGUCCGGACCUGCAAGGUGAGGGGUCCGACAUGGCGGCAUUGCGUUCCAGUUGCCUAGUAGCAUGCGGCGCCAUGCAGGCCACACCCCACUGUCUGGUUCAGGCCCGCGCCGUUUCCUGUCUGCAACAACUGCACAUGUUCUGCCCUCAACACGUCCACCUGGCUAGCCUUGUACCAACGCUCUGUGAAAUCUUACUGGAAUGUUCCAUGUUGACCAACCUGCGCAGCUCGCAGCUUUUCCUGCGGCAGGCGGCGGUGGCAUGCCUGCGGCAGCUGGUGCAGCGUGAGGCACCGGAAGUCCGCCGCCUCGCCGUCAUGCGGGUCAAGGAGCUGCAGAGGAGGGACAACACACAACUAGACAUCACAAUGAAGGAGGUGGGCCUCGAGGGGGCGCUCUUCUCCCUGCUGGAUCAGGAGUCUGAAGCAGGACUUCGGAGGGACAUCCGGGAGACGUUGGUCCACAUGAUGGUAUCCGGAGAUGCUGGCAGCGCACUGGGGCAUAGGCUCAAGCUCUGCAAGGACAUUUUGGCCGCGUCCACCGCGUGUGGAAGUGUGGGCCGAGAAGAUGACGAGGCGGACCCCGGCGGCGGCGACGACGACUCGUUAGCCUUCCGAGCUCGGUCUGACUCGCCGGGCCCGUUUACAGCCAUGCGCUGGUCCACGCGCCGCUUCGCAGUGGAGUGUGUCUGUCGCAUCAUCGCGCAGUGCCAGAAAGACGAACCCGCGCACUUUGACCUGGCCUUGGCUCAGGAGAAACGCCAGUGCGACUCCACCGACUUCCUAGUGCUCCACCUGGGCGAGCUGGUGCGCGUGGCCUUCAUGGCGGCCACCGACCCGCACGAGCGGCUGCGGCUGGCGGGUUUGCGAUCGCUGCUGGCCAUCAUCGUGCACUUCAAGAACGUGGCGGAACCUGAGUUCCCUGGUCACGUCAUUCUCGAGCAGUACCAGGCCAACGUCGGAGCUGCUCUCAGACCAGCUUUCGGUGCAGAUGCUCCUCCCGAUGUCACGGCAAAGGCAUGUGAGGUGUGCAGCACAUGGCUAUCAAGCGGUGUGCUCAGUGAGCCGCGCGACAUCCGGCGCGUGCACCAGCUACUUGCCUCGUCACUGGCCAAGGUCCGGGCGGGUAGCGAGGCGCGCGGUCAACUCUACAACGAGGCUACAGUUACCAUGGAAAACCUGGCCGUGCUCAAGGCUUGGGCGCAGGUUUACAUCGCAGCCAUCUGGAAAAGCGGACGGGAGGUGGACCCUGACGGCACCGACGGCCUUCUGGCUCUGGUCCAAUCAGAUCUUCCCGAGUUGAGCCGCCUGUGGCUAGCGGCGCUGCGGGACUACAGCGCACUGAUGCUGCCACGGGAUGACGUCACGGGCUUGGAGACUGAGAUGGCCAGUCAGACCGCAAGUUAUUACUCCGCCUCCUGGGCGCCCAUCUUGCACGCCACUGCUCUCUGGCUUCGUAGCGCAGGUUUCGUGAUGUGUGAUGACGCCCCCGCCAACCUGUCCCGCCCGGUCACGCCCACCUCCAUGGGGCACGGCAGCUCAGCGGACGCGCUCCAGAGUCCGGAGGAUGUCGGUGCUGAGCGACUGCACCUGAUCCUGGGCCUCAGUGUGCACUUCCUGUGUUCCCCUCACUCUGAGGACCGCAUGGAGAACAUUACUUCCUGUCUGCGAGCUCUACAAGCACUGCUGGACGUCUCCUGGGCACGAGGCAAAAUCGCUUGCGACCAGCUACUGAGCGCGGAGCUGCUGGGCGUCCUCCACCGGCUGAUGGUCACCAGAGAGUCUGCUUCCGUCCAGGCGGACUUGUUGGACUUGCUGGCACGCAUUGUGACGGCCACUCAGGAGCACGUCAGGGAGAAGCGACACAGUGCAGAAGUGGAUGACGGCGCGUCGGAGAAGGAGACCUUGCCGGAGUUCGGGGAGGGCCGCGACACGGGCGGUUUGGUGCCUGGACGCUCGCUGGUCUUCGGGGCGCUGGAGAUCUGUCUCAGCGUGCUGCUGAGAAAGCUGCCGGUUCUCAGCCCCAAAAUGGCCGCCUCGGAGCACCUUUGCGGUCCUGGCGGUUCGGUGUGGAAUCUGAGCGACAGCGAUUGUCUCCUGGUGUCGUCGGCCUUGCGCGUCCUCUCUCAGCUGCCGUCGGUGUGCUCGCCCGAAGGAAGCAUCUCCAUCUUACCCACAAUCCUUUACUUGCUUCUGGGAGUGCUAAGAGAGCUCGCGAUACAACCCGGCACACAACAUGUAAAACCUCAAGUAACAGUGUGGCCUCUCCCGGAUACCCUGGAGGCAGACUCCGGGUUGAACUUCACGGGACCUGGCCUGGUGGCUCGGACGCUUCUGCUCACGCUCAAAACGGUGUUGGCGUCCUCACCGAGUCGCCAAGAGAAAAGUGGCGACGCGUGGAAGAGCAUCGCGCGCUCUGCUCUCUGCACGCUGCUGGACGCGCAGAACGCCGAUCGUAUGGACGAGGCGGCCCUUCUGACAGGGCUCACUGUCUUCCUGUCAGCCGCCGGUCCAGACUUGUGUGCGGGGGCGCCUGCGCUGCACGCCGUCACGCUACGGCGCUUCGGUGACGCCAUGGACCAUAAAGACCCUGACGUGGCGGGUCGCUGCUUCCGAUUGUUGGCGUGGCUCUUUGGAACCCGACCGGACGUUUCCGCGCCGUACAUCCGAUCACUUGGACCAGCACUGCUGAGGUUCCUCCAGAAUGUGGAGCGGCGGCGACCUCAAUGUCCGGAGGAGCUGCAGGCGGUUCUGGAGGCCAUUGCCGCCUUGGAGGUUUUGGUGCUGGCAGCAGACGUGGACCGGCGUCCUCAGCUGGUGGGCGUCUUGUUCCCUCUGCUCAUCUCCUUCCUGUUGGACGAAAACGCGCUGAGCUCAGCGCCCGCGCCGUCUCGCUCGCUCCACCAGGCGGCGCUCAAGGACCUAAUGCGUCUGGGACCUCAACACCCGGCUGUUUUCAGGUCUCUGGUGUCGACGUCUCCUCCCCUGAAGGCCCGCCUGGAAGCUGCUCUCAAGGGAAGCCAGGAGAGCGCUAAAACUAGCGCCGCCCCUAGCUCCACCUCCAAGUCAUCACCUAGCAUCACGCUAAAAACAAACUUCUUGUGAGAUUGAGUCACUCACCAAUUUGGUACAUUUAUUUGGAUUUUUUUUUUUGUAAAUUGGAAAAAGUCCAUUUUAGUGAAGUGAAAUGUACAUUUAUUAUAAAAUGAAAAUACAGAAAAUUGUUUUUCAUUAAAAAAAUGUUUUUUUUUUUUAAGAAAACAGUAAUUACACACUUUAUUUUUUUAACUUAAAAAAUAUCUUUUUUUUUUUUUUGUUAACUCAUUAGCUGCCAUCGAGUGCUGGACGUCCAAUCCAUUUUUUAUGGGAGGGUUGGCAACAAUCGUUUUAGCAAUUAAAAAAAUGAUCAAUAUAAAAAGAAUUUACUGUAUGUUCCUUUUUUUAAUCACACACAUUUUUAAUUAAUAAUAGAAUAUUCACUUUUUAUCUUUGGUUUUAUUUUUAUAAAACAAAAAUUAAAGAUGAAAAAUGUGAAUAUAUUUUUUCCCUUUUUUGUUUUUUAUUAAAUGUAAAAAAAAAAAAAGGUAAUUUUUUCCCCUUUUAUUUUUUUUAAAUGUAAAUAAAAAAAGAUGAUUAAAAAAAUAUGACAAAUAAAAAGACUUUGCUGUAUUUUCGUUAAAACAAUUCAAAACGUGAAUAUUUACAUUUACAAUAAAAUCGAAAAUACAUAAAAUGUAUUGACACCUGGAUAAAGUUGCUCCAUCAUUGGGUGCCAGUUAAAAAAGGAAUUGGACAUCCAUCACCGUCAAUAGCGCUGAAACGGCGAGCAGCCACUAAGAUGGGUCCGUCUUACAUCAACUAUAUUCUCACGUAUUUUCUCAUGAUGAUUUAAAAAAUCGGACAUUGAAUUACAGUACAACAACUAUAAAACUAUGAAUACACAGUAUUGCACGUGUUAAGUCCGUCAUCUUCAUGAAAGGUGACUUUUCAAAGUGCCAGUGCGUAAUGGGAAGCUCUGCCCACCGACAUGGCGGGCGAAUGGGCGUCCGUCGCCGUGCGUUGUCUGCGGUCGUCAGGACGCCAGCCGUCCGUGCACCUUGAAACUGUACAAGCACGUGUACGUGGGGUCUCCCCAGUUGCUCUCCACGCAUAGGUUCACGUAACUGCUGACAGGGGAUCCAUUGUCCUGUGUCAGAAUAUUUUUAAAUAUAUUUUUGUACCAUUUUAGUUGUUUUAUAGUGAGUAAUGAGUAAUAAUGCUAGUUUCCAUGCUAAUGACAAUGACGGCGCGAGACGUCAAAUCCAUAUGAUAUGACCCCUCCCAUUGGAUGUCUUGCGCUGUCAUUGGCGGCCAAGAGUUCAAAAAUAAAGUUAAAAAAAAAAAGGAAUUAAAAUAUAGAUAUUAAAAUAGAAAAGGGGAAUACAGUGAUCCCUCGUUUUUCGCGGUUAAUGGAGACCCCCCCAAACCCCAGCAGAAAUUGAAAA